AUACUACCGCGCCUCUGUCGGAAGGAUAGAACACAGACAUUCGCCGCACCAGGGAAGAAAACAUGCAGGUCCUGAGUGUAGCCACGAUUCUGCUGUUUGUGGGAGGCAGCUUUGGAGCCACCUCUCUGUCACAGGAUCAGAUCAACACGAUCUUACAGGCCCACAACAACUACAGGUCAGCCGUCAGCCCCACAGCUGCCAACAUGGAGUACAUGGAGUGGGACGAUAGUCUGGCGACCAUAGCUCAGAGCUGGGCGGACGGCUGUGACUUCGCACACAACCCCAGUCCCGAGGCCACUUACUCCGGGUCGUCGGUAGGGGAGAACAUCUACGCCAGCACCGGAAGCUACAAUGCUGGCAAGGAAACCGAGAAGUGGAACAAGGAAGUGUGUGACUACACCUACAGCAGCAACUCGUGUAAGUCUGGCGAGGUCUGCGGACAUUACACACAGGUUGUGUGGGCCUCCAGUAACAAGCUCGGAUGUGGCAUGAAGCUCUGCUCUACUCUGGCUACCGUCAACUGGAACAACGCCAAUCUGGUGGUCUGCAACUACGCUCCAGCGGGUAACUUCAGGGGACAGAAGCCCUACGUCAGUGGCACAUCCUGCACCCAGUGUGCGAACGGCAACAACAACUGUUCUGACAAGCUGUGCGGUAACCCUGGCAAUGCCGGCGGAGGUACGAGUGGUUCGUCCAAUACUACAUUCCCACCGGUCCAGUGUAGUGGAGAUAACGGUGCUGCCCGCCACUGGAGCAUGCUGUCGCUAGGUGGCGUGGUUGUGACGCUUCUCAUACUCAACAUGAUGCAGGGAUGGGACUAACUUGGCAUUUUUACAUGUGGCCAUACUAUACUUCUAAAAGAAUAUAUUCUCAUGCCAUCAUGAUAUACCACACAGCAUGCAGAGACAGCCAAGUAAAUGUUUGAUUAUGUAUACAGCAUUUUAAACCAAUUAUAUCUUUCAUAUAUAUUGCUGAGCAAAGUUGUCAUACAUAUAAUGUGCUUGAUUAUCACACGGCGAUAUAGCAGCAAAUUCGAAGCAUUUCUAAAAAGGAUAAGAUAUGAAGCCUAGCUGCAUGAAUGCAUAAAAUAAAAGAAAGGCUAGAACUCAUGUUAAUCGCCCUGCAGGAGGCUGAAUUACUG
Messenger RNA from Branchiostoma belcheri (Belcher's lancelet), 1141 nucleotides. RefSeq names its product peptidase inhibitor 16-like. Bases 63 to 821 code for a protein of 252 amino acids. The transcript has 8 exons. Lineage: Eukaryota; Metazoa; Chordata; Leptocardii; Amphioxiformes; Branchiostomatidae. Gene Ontology annotation, cellular component: extracellular region. The record is from RefSeq and is a predicted model, not a curated record.